GACCAUCGACUUUUUGUCACGACAUCUCCACCAGAUGGAAGUACUGUUAGAAAUUUGUCCGUCAAUGAUAGUCCAAUCUGAGCGUCGCGUCUAUACUCGGGAACCUGAUGUGGCGGGAAUGAGGAGUUGAGGGUAUGUUUCUCAUCCGAAUGUUCCUCCCCGUCUCUUGGACGAGCUGGCACACCCUCACCGUCUCAGAAAGCCGACAACAGCAGCUAGUAGUCCAAAUGCGCGUUUCAGCAAUGCGAUUGCAGGAACUCUGGGAGAGCCUUGAGCUGCGAGUUGAACUGAACAUUGCAGCAUUUUCUCUCAUCCCUGCCACAUCAGUACAACUCACCCUAAUGAUUCCGAUAUUGACAAGCCCGAAAUCCCAACUUCUCAACUUCCCAAUUCAAACCCAAGUCCCAGAAACCUGGUCACCGACGCCUACACACUACUGUGUACGCACCGCGAAGAAACAAUUCCCUCCGUGUUCUUCGCAGCCUACCCUAGCUUUACGCGCCAAGGGGGCGAGUCUCCUCAAUAUGCGGCGCUGGACGCAGUGCUUUCGCUCUCACCGAAUGCAAGUAAAAUCUCAAGAUCAAACAUCAGCACGGGUUUGUGAUUGAGUGAUUACCAUGCCGCGAUCAAGCAACCCGAGCCUG
Westerdykella ornata is the source of this 644-nucleotide messenger RNA. RefSeq lists its product as uncharacterized. NCBI's taxonomy places the organism in Eukaryota, Fungi, Ascomycota, Dothideomycetes, Pleosporales, Sporormiaceae. The coding region runs from base 135 to 608 and encodes 157 amino acids. The record is from RefSeq and is a predicted model, not a curated record. The transcript has a single exon.